Pectinophora gossypiella (pink bollworm) is the source of this 1959-nucleotide messenger RNA. It is a transcript of the gene Dyrk3, whose product is annotated as dual specificity tyrosine-phosphorylation-regulated kinase 2. Gene Ontology annotation, cellular component: nucleus. Gene Ontology annotation, molecular function: protein serine/threonine kinase activity; ATP binding; protein serine/threonine/tyrosine kinase activity. The record is from RefSeq and is a predicted model, not a curated record. NCBI's taxonomy places the organism in Eukaryota, Metazoa, Arthropoda, Insecta, Lepidoptera, Gelechiidae. The transcript has 7 exons. The coding region runs from base 342 to 1736 and encodes 464 amino acids. Gene Ontology annotation, biological process: peptidyl-threonine phosphorylation; peptidyl-serine phosphorylation.
UACGCGGCCGAACGGUUCAAUGACUCUGGCGGCCAGUUUCUAUUUUCUCUCUGGUCCUGUCGUCGGGUCGGCCCGCUCGCGAGGAAGGGGGUCUUUGUUUGCGUUUUGCGUUCGCGUUGUACGGUAAUAUCGCGACCGCGGCACCCGAAUAUUGCCACCGAGACGGAAUGUACCCUGAGUGGAAACGCGGGUCUCGCUCCUCCCGGUCGAUGUGAAAUGUGCAGUGUGUCAGAGUGGCGCCAAGUGCGAGUGCAGUGAGGUGCAGUGUGCGCGAGGGUGAUCGCGCGUGGGUCGGCACGACCACGGCGAGCGAGCGCGGAGCUGGCGGCGGGCGCGCGGCCAUGACCGGCGACAUGCCGCUGGGGAGCGCGCACGCUUUCGGGCGCGCGCUGCUCCGGGAUGGGGCGCUGCCGCCGCUGGAGCCCGGCGCGCCGCCGCCCGCCGCACAGCAGCCGCCCGACAAGCGCCCGCCGGCCGCCGCCGCCAGCCCCGAGCAGGUCAUGAAGCUCUACAUGAACAAACUCACGCCAUAUGAGCACAGGGAGAUAUUCGAUUACCCCCAGGUGUACUUCAUCGGCGCUAACGCCAAGAAGCGGCCGGGGCUGGUCGGCUUCCCGAACAACUGCGAGUAUGACAACGAGCAGGGUUCGUACAUCCACAUCCCGCACGACCACAUCGCGUACAGAUACGAGGUGCUCAAGGUGAUAGGGAAGGGAAGCUUCGGGCAGGUGGUGAAGGCAUACGACCACAAGAAACGCGAGAACGUCGCGCUCAAGAUGGUCAGGAACGAGAAAAGGUUCCACCGCCAGGCGCAGGAGGAGAUCCGUAUCCUGGAGCACCUCCGCGAACAAGACAAAGACAACACGAUGAACGUCAUACACAUGUUCGACUCGUUCACAUUCAGAAACCACACGUGCAUCACUUUCGAGUUGCUUUCGAUCAACUUGUACGAGCUGAUAAAGAAGAACAAGUUCCAAGGGUUCUCUCUGCAGCUCGUGAGGAAGUUCUCGCAUAGUCUGCUGCAGUGCUUGCACGCGCUUAACAAGAAUAGGAUCAUACACUGCGACAUGAAGCCAGAGAACGUGCUAUUGAAGCAACAGGGACGCUCCGGGAUCAAGGUGAUAGACUUCGGCAGCUCUUGCUACGAACACCAACGCGUGUACACGUACAUCCAGUCUCGAUUCUACAGAGCACCAGAGGUGAUGAUGGGAGCUCGGUACGGGAUGCCCAUCGACAUGUGGUCACUCGGAUGCAUACUGGCGGAGCUGCUUACAGGGUUCCCACUCCUCCCGGGAGAAGACGAGGCGGACCAGAUGGCAUGCAUCGUGGAGCUGCUCGGCAUGCCGCCACAGAAGCUCAUCGAGCAAGGGAAACGGUCCAAGAACUUCAUAAGUAGCAAAGGUCUGCCGCGGUACUGCACCGCCACCACAUUAGCUGACGGCACUACCGUGCUUAGCGGAGGUAUGUCGAGAAGAGGCAAGCCGCGCGGCCCUCCCGGCUCCAAGAGCUUCGUCACCGCCCUCAAGGGUUGCCAGGACAAAUUCUUCAUUGAUUUCAUUAGACGGUGCCUAGAAUGGGACCCAGAGAAGCGUCUCACCCCCGCACAAGCCCUGCGUCACGCGUGGCUGCGCAGGCGCCUGCCGCGGCCGCCGCACGACGAGGACGCGCCGCCGCCCACGCACGUUAGUAUAGCACACCACAAACGACAGGCGGUGCCUAAGUGCACUGACAAAUAGACGGGUAGCGGCGGCGGCGGCGGGUCCCAGCUGGCGGGGUCGGGCGGGCGCGGCGGCUCGCUGCGCACGCCACUCGCACGCACGCCUGUCACCUUCAAUGCCUCGCAAGUCGCCAAAGCGAAACUACAAGCAGCACUAUCAGAGGACGCGGGGAUAGCGGGAACAGCCGCGGGGUCAGCUGGCUGCGGCGCCGGCGCGCGUUACUGGGCGGGGGGGAGCGUAG